AUGCGUGCUUCCAUCCGUGCUGCUUUGCUCGUCGCCGCCGCCGCCCUCGUGGCUCUCCAGGUUGCUCAGCCCGUUUCGGGUCACCUCGUCGACCGUGAGAUCUUCGAGAACGUCACUCCCACCCUCUACGACUACGCACGUCGUGCUGAGGAAGCUGGUCCCUCUGUUCUCCCCACCACAACCACGUCAAAAACCAACCCCACCGCCACUCCUGGUAGCAACUGCAAGGCCAACAGCGACUGUGCCUCUGGUGUCUGUGACCAGGGCAAGUGUGUUCCCAAAAAGAACACUGGUCCGAUCAACUCGUUCUGCACCAGUGACGACCAGUGCGCGACAUCCGGUUACUGCUACCGUGGUUCAUGCCAAUACAUCAAGCCAAGCGGUGCUAACUGCUACAAGGACUCUGGUUGCAUCGAUGGAAACUGUGUCAACAAGAGGUGCGUUGCCAACAAGUCGCUGCCCAACAACUCUGCUUGCACCAAGUCGACCCAGUGCCGAGACGGUAGCUUCUGCUCCAACAGCAAGUGUGAUACAAUCAAAGGUGUCGGAUCGUACUGCUACAAGAACCAGGGCUGCACUUCGGGUUUCUGUAUCAACAACAGGUGCUCUGGACGUGGCCUCGCCAACAACGGUCAGUUCUGCACUAACAACGCCAGAUGCAAGUCCAACUUCUGCUUCAGGAGUGCUUGCCGUGCUAAGCGUGCUCGUGGCCAGCCUUGCUCGCUUAACGACACUUGCAUCAGUGGCAGGUGCCGUCAGAACAGGACUUGCGCUUAA
Molecule: messenger RNA, 777 nt
Organism: Mycosarcoma maydis (corn smut)
Lineage: Eukaryota; Fungi; Basidiomycota; Ustilaginomycetes; Ustilaginales
Exons: 1
Coding region: 1-777 (258 amino acids)
Source: RefSeq, a predicted model, not a curated record